AUGGCGGGCACAGCCGAAAUUGCAAUCGUCUCAUUUGAAAAGUUCAUCAACGGCGGUGAUGCGGAGAGACGUGCGGUAGCAAGACAAAUAUAUGACGCCUUCUCGACAGUUGGAUGGGUUUACCUGAAAGAUCACGGCAUACCACAAGAGCGUGUUGAUGAGAUAUUCCGACUUGCUAAAAGCUUCUUCGAUCUACCACUGGAAAAGAAAUACACUUGGCGCCUAUCCGAUCCCGAGAUAAACCAAGGCUACACCGGCGAUGGCGACGAAGCAAAUGGAGGUACCGACCACAAAGAAUGCUACGAACAUCGCCGCUUUAGGAACCCGUCCUGUCCCUCAGAUUCUGAUCUUCCUGGCUUCCGCGAGACUAUUGACGACUUCUACAACCAGUGUUACGUUCUGGGUAUGAAUGUGCUUAGAUGCCUGGCCAUGGCCUUGGAUCUGGGAGACAACUUCUUCGACGAUAUCACCAAGCGGGCCGAUCCACAACUCCGCCUUAUUCGCUAUCCAUCCAUCGAGAAGAAGAUUGUCGAACAAGAAGGGCAUGCGCGUAUCAUUCCGCAUACUGACUUCGGCCUGUGCACACUGCUCUUCCAAGAUAACGUCGGCGGCCUUGAGGUCGAUCCCUUCCAUACCGGCGAAUUCAAAGCGGCGCUACCAGUUCCCGGGACAGUACUGAUCAAUAUUGCGGACCUAAUGCAACGCUUGACGAACGAUCGUUGUCGAAGUACUAUGCACCGAGUCGUAAGCCCGCGGGUAUCUGGCGAUGUGUUGCCGGCAAGAUAUUCGAUUCCUUUUUUCAUACAUCCAGACCCUGAUGUGCUGAUUGAUCCGAUCUUGAAGGAGAAAGACGAAGUGAAGAAGUAUGAUGCGGUGAACGCUGGGGAGUGGAGGCAUAUUGUCGUCGAUAUAAUUUGGGUACGCGUUCCUUUCGCAGCUGCCAAUAUGUUCUUGUGUCUGGAGUUCUGA
Molecule: messenger RNA, 969 nt
Organism: Pyrenophora tritici-repentis Pt-1C-BFP
Lineage: Eukaryota; Fungi; Ascomycota; Dothideomycetes; Pleosporales; Pleosporaceae
Product: thymine dioxygenase
Molecular function (GO): 2-oxoglutarate-dependent dioxygenase activity
Source: RefSeq, a predicted model, not a curated record